Molecule: messenger RNA, 2073 nt
Organism: Apodemus sylvaticus (European woodmouse)
Lineage: Eukaryota; Metazoa; Chordata; Mammalia; Rodentia; Muridae
Product: sperm motility kinase X-like
Exons: 4
Coding region: 1-2073 (690 amino acids)
Biological process (GO): protein phosphorylation; intracellular signal transduction; microtubule cytoskeleton organization
Cellular component (GO): cytoplasm
Molecular function (GO): tau-protein kinase activity; protein serine/threonine kinase activity; ATP binding
Source: RefSeq, a predicted model, not a curated record
AUGGGCCUGUGUCUUCCUUCUAAGGGGCUCCAGGUUUCUCUGGAGCCCAAAGAUGUGGUACAGGACAUAGCUGUGACCUUCAUGCAGGGAGGUAUGGCAGCCGCCGGACCUUACCCAGAAGACCUUGUAUCCGGACUUGACACUGGAAAAGUACUGCAGUGUGAAGUCAGUGGUGUUGUCAGCAAAAUCCCCAAGGAACUUGCAGGCAAGGGAAGGGAGGAGGUGACGAUGCAGCUGGAGCUGGAGGCCAGCCCCCCUGAAGAGGUGACCCUCACCGAUCAUUACAUGAUCCUUAGGACCCUGGGCAAAGGCAGCUUUGCUGAGGUGAAGCUGGCCUGCCACCUCCACACGGGGGUUUGGGUUGCUGUCAAGGUCCUGGAAAGGGGCGAGAAGAACGACUCUGUUAUCAUGACUGAAAUAGACAUUGUUAAGUCACUGGACCACCCAAACAUUAUCAAGCUGUUCCAUAUCAUCGAAACCAGAGAGCACACAUACAUGGUGAUGGAGCACGCUGCCGGGGGAGACCUGGUGAGCCACAUUGAGAAGGUGGGCUGUCUGCAGGAGGAGGAGACUCGCCGCAUCUUCGCACAGAUGGUGUGUGCCGUCAACUACUGCCACGAGAACAGCAUCGCACACAGGGACAUCAAGCCAGACAACAUCCUGCUGGAUGGCAAAGGGAGUGUCAAACUGUGUGACUUCGGCCUGGCCAUCAAAGUCACAUCUGGGCAGAGGUUCAAGGGAUUCUGCGGCACCCUUGAGUACUGUGCUCCAGAGAUUUUCACCGAUGUGGAGUAUGACGCUCAGGCAAAUGACAUCUGGAGCAUGGGAGUGGUUUUGUACACGAUGGUGACAGGGCGCUUCCCGUUUGAGGCAAAGACCUAUUCCCAGAUGAAGGAGAAGAUGCUGAGACCCAAGUACUCCAUCCCACCCACGCUCUCCCUGAACAUGGCGAACCUCAUUGUGCAGUUGUUCACUGUGGACCCGGACCAGAGGCCCAAGAUCUGUGACAUUAUGCAGCACCAGUGGCUCAGGGGUGGUGAAGACCUUUCCAGACUGGCAUCUUCCUUAGAGGUAUGCCCCAGCAACCCAGCUCCCAGCAUUGUGGUGGCAAUGUGGGCCAUGGGUUACAAUGCCAAGGACAUCAGAGACUCUCUACGUGAAAAAAAAUUCAAUAACAUCAUGGCAACUUACCUGAUUUUAAAACAUCAGACACCCUGGGGGGACAAUGCUAAUCAAAUGAAGCAUGCUCAGCAUGUUGCCAUGACACCUCUAGGCCCACCCACCUUCCAUCUUCCCCUAAAGAGGACAGGGAGCGAGUCUGCUCUUCACAUCUUCACCCUGACAACCAGAGACCACGUGUCUGACCAUGCCAAGCUUUCAAGGAAGAGGGGCUGCAAAAGUCCCAGCAUGCCUGACAUCUUGUGCUGCCAGCAGAUGAGAACUCUUUUUCCUAACAAAGGUCCCCGGCAUGCUCCUGUGUCUCCUCAGCUCAUGAACAGCAGCUUUUGGGAGACCAGCAUGACCUCCAAGGGUGUGUCCUUAGGUAACACAUCCUCAGAGGAUAUUUUUUCUGAAAAAUAUUUGUCCUCCAGAACACCCCAGAUUGUUAUUGCCACCGAGAGCAGCCCAUGCACCCAGAUUGUGCCAUCCGAAAAGAACUCUGAGGAGACCUUCCGGAGUGUGGCCUUCAGUGGUACACAUGAGAGCAAGAGGUGUGGGUCCCAUCAGGAAACAUCUUCUGGAGAAAAAAUCUCAGAUGCCCAAGCGCAGAGCGCAAAGACAGCCUCUUCCCACAGUCUACACCAAGGCUGGAAGAGAGUUAAGAGGAGGAUGGGGAAUUGUGUGCGGAGGCUAUGCUGUUGCCUGCCAGCCCAGCAAACAAACCAGGCUUUCCAGAAGAAAGUGACUCCAGUGGACAGGGAGGAUAACGAAGUCACACAAAAUGAGACUGUCAGCGAGAAAACUGUAGCAGGGAAAGUUAGUAUAGGCUUGCUGCGGCGGUCUCUGAGAGCCGAGGAGGCACCAGUGAUCGCGCAUGCGCGGGGCGGAACUUCCUGUCAGCAGCGGAAGUAG